CAGUUCCCGUUCCUCAUUUCCGCAAUCUAAAAAGUUGCGGCGCUGUCUCCUUAGAAGGUGUGGACGACUAUUAUUUGUAGUAUAAGUUGAUUUUAUCUGAAUUCGCCGCAGAUAUGAGCGAAAUAAAUACGAACGUUGACGAGAGUAAAGCGAAUGGUGAUAAAACAGAGGAAGAGGAGUGGGCUGCAGCUAAAGUCGCCUUUGAAAAUUUAAAAGCAAAGAAACCACUGCCACCCAAACCUCGGUUUGCCGUCACCAUCGCAGUGUCAUCUCGCACGCUGUUUGACAUGGUAAAGGAAAGGAAAAUCUACGAGGAGGAGGGUGUGGAAAAGUACGUUGCCUACCAGCAACAGCACGAGGAUGAGCCUCUGAUGCCAGGCGCCUCUUUUCCUUUUGUGAAGGCUCUAAUGAAUGUGAACAAACGGUUGAGGGAGCUGUACCCUGAAGGCCAGGAGCUGUUUGACAUUGUCCUGAUGACUAAUAACCCUGCCCAGAUCGGGGUGCGCCUCAUUAACAGCAUCAAUCACUACGAUUUAACAAUUGAGCGGUUCUGUAUGACGGGUGGGAAUAGCCCAAUUGGAUAUCUGAAGGCCUACAUGACCAACCUCUACCUCUCAAAAGACUCUGAAAAAGUACAGGAAGCAAUUGAAGAAGGUAUCGCAGCUGCUACAAUGUUCACUCCACAAAAGGAGAUCCAAUUAAGUGACACACAGCUGCGUGUGGCCUUCGAUGGUGAUGCUGUCCUCUUCUCUGAUGAGUCCGAGAUCAUUGUGAAACAGCAUGGGCUAGACACCUUCUUUGAACACGAGAAGAAGUAUGAGAACAAGCCCCUAGCACAGGGGCCCCUGAAGUGCUUCCUGGAGGCACUGGGGAAGCUCCAGCGCAAGUUCUACGCCAAGAAUGAGCGAAUGGACUGCCCCAUCCGGACCUACCUGGUGACAGCCAGGAGCGCAGCCAGCUCCGGGGCCCGGGUACUGAAGACCCUACGGAGCUGGGGUUUGGAGAUCGAUGAGGCACUUUUCCUCGCCGGAGCCCCCAAAGGUCCACUUUUGCAGAAGAUCCACCCACACAUCUUCUUCGAUGAUCAGAUGUUCCACAUUCAGGGGGCCGAGGAGCUGGGAACCAUUGCUGCCCAUGUGCCUUAUGGAAUUGGACAAAAGUACCACAAGGGUAAACUUAUUGAGAAGACCCCUAAGGAGUAAAGUACUCGGCUCUCUACAUAGGAUAGGAAAACAGGAAUAAUUGUACACAAUGGUAGAAUAUUAGUAGCUUCACGGCAGUUCUGUCUAGUUCGCAUCAGUAUCUUGAACUAUGACGUUGAAUGAUCCAGGACACAGUUAUCAAAAUUUGCAUUGCAUUGUUAUAUUUUAAAUAUAUUUUUAUUCAUAUGAAACACAAUUGCCAUUAUCAGAAUUAUGCAAAACCUGAAAGUGGAAUUUCAAUACUGAAUGUAAAUGUUAGCUCAAUACAUACUGGUUUUGUAUUUUUGUAAGUGAAAAAGAAAAGCAAUGAUGUCAAGUCAAAUUUAUUUAUAAAGCACGUUUAAAAACAAACCAGAACCGGAAGUUGGCCAGUGUGCUGUACAGAAUAAAAGUAAAAGAUGUCUAAGAAUUUACACAAUGAUCACUUUAUUAGGUAGACCUGCAUACCAGCUUGUUAAUGCUGCCAAUCAUCUGGCAGCAACUAAAUGCAUGAAAGCAUGCAGAAAUGGUCAAGAGGUUCAGCUGUUUUCAGACCAAAUUUCAGAAUGGGGAAGAAAUGUGAUCAAAGUGACUUUGACCAUGGAAUGCCAGACAGGGUGGUUUUAUUAUCUCAGAAACUGCUGAUCUCCUGGGAUUUUCACACACAACAUUGCAGAGAAUGGUGCGAAAAACAUCCAGUGAGCAGCAGUUCUGCAGGCAGAACCACAUUGUUAAUGAGAGAGCUCAGAAGAGAAGGGCCAGACUGGUCAAAGCUGAUAGGAAGGUGAUAGUAAUACAAAUAACCACACAUUACCACACAGUGGUAUGCAAAAGAGCAUCUCUGAACACACAAUGGAUCAAAAUUAUUAAAUGGAUAGGCUACAGCAGCAGAAGACUUAAUAAGUGUUAAUCAGCACAUUUUUCUGGUACUUUCCAAGAAAUAUUUUCCUCUAAGAAGGGAAAGGAAUCUGUCUGAAAGAAAAUUAUUCUCCGUUUUUUGGAUUACAUUACACGAUGACGUUAUUAAUUUGGCACAUGGAACAAUUAAUUGUUUUUCAUACAUAUUAUACUCAGUUGCACCCAGUCAGUUGACCUCCAAUUCUGUAAAGACAAAAGCAAUGAGAUGGAUUGUAUUUUUUUUAGUUUACCAUACAAUUCUUUGUGCUUGUUGCGCUCUGAGGAAUGUCUCCAUGUGCCUCCAGUUUUUUUAACGGCGUACAUGUGCGUAACAAACUUUUGCGACUUGCACAUUUUGAUAUUCGUUUUUUUUUGACAACCUAUAUUCACCUCUUUAUGAAAGCGUAUAUCUUUUGUAUUACUCUUUGUUAAACUUUGUCGAAUACUUUACUAAUUCACUACAAUUUUCCAUGUUAACAAAAUUAGGCAAAACACAGGUACUCCUGUAGGGGGUGGGUUCACAAAAAAAAAAGCUGUUUCAUAUUUUACAUAUUAUUAUGAAAGGUUAUCUUGAUGUUGUUCUUGCAUUCCAUGUUGAAAACUGGUUUCUGGGAUGACCUACAGGUUGUCAGACAAAAUGGCUAAAAACUCACUAUUGAACAUAUUCUUUUUUGAUAACACUGUAGUGAUUUAUAGUGGUAAGAUUCCUGCUUAGCAGUAGGACCCUUUUACUCAUGCUUGUUGACUAUUGACAACAUAAUGGGUGGAUUAAUGCAUUUUGUGGCUAUAAUAAUCCAACACAACGUGUUGAAGAUUUUUUCUUUGGUCUGAUGACUAUAUGUAGUUUCUUAUUUCUGACACUUGAAAUGGCUUGAAAUAAGCUAUAGUAUUCAUGUAGAAGGUGCUAUUUCUAUGUAUGCUAGUAUGUUUUCUAGGCUAUGGUCUUUUGAUGUUCAUAUCUUUUUGCUUCAUUAGCAUACCUUAAAUUUUAUAUGGAUAAAUAAAGUUUUUGCAACCAAAAAAAAA
Molecule: messenger RNA, 3104 nt
Organism: Conger conger (European conger)
Lineage: Eukaryota; Metazoa; Chordata; Actinopteri; Anguilliformes; Congridae
Product: cytosolic 5'-nucleotidase 1A-like
Exons: 6
Coding region: 114-1202 (362 amino acids)
Biological process (GO): adenosine metabolic process; nucleotide metabolic process
Cellular component (GO): cytosol; cytoplasm
Molecular function (GO): nucleotide binding; 5'-nucleotidase activity; magnesium ion binding
Source: RefSeq, a predicted model, not a curated record